GAUAGCAAACUGUCAAGGGACCUGUCAAAAAAUCGUAGGACUGCUGCACCAGAUGUGCAGAAGAUGCAGCCAUGGGAGUUUGAUGCUUGGCACCCUGUGAGUGCUGUGCUAUGUGACUGCUGAAAUGUGCUCUGAAAGUCAGCAAAAAAGGAGAAAAAUGAAGGCCGGAAGCUCAGUGGGAUCUCUGAGGAAAGUUGCUUCUGAGAAGAUCAUGUGUAACAGCAACAAAUAGAAGUUACAGCCUGAUAAACAAGAAGCUGUGCACAAGUUUGGAAAGGAAGGUGACCAUCAUCUUCUGUGAUCUGAGCAUUUUCUGGCAAACACCUCAGCCAUCGCAUAAGCAGAUCUCCCUCUCAUUGUUAUGUCCACACCACUGGAAGAUGCGAUGGACACCUUGAUCAGGAUUUUCCAUCACUACUCUGGCAAAGAAGGAGACAGAUACAAGCUCAGUAAAGGAGAACUCAAGGAGCUCCUCACCAGUGAGCUCACUGACUUCCUUUCAGGCCAAAAGGACCCGCAUCUGGUUGAUAAGAUUAUGAAAGAUCUGGACUCCAACAAAGACAAUGAAGUGGAUUUUCACGAAUUUGUCAUUCUGGUUGCUGCUUUGACUGUGGCAUGCAAUGAUUUCUUUGAAGAACAGCUGAAAAAAGAGGAAUUUUAAAAAUGCUUAAUACACAAAUGUGAGCAAAGCAUGCCUAGUUAGGUAGCCCUCAUCAGCAUUUAGUGAAUGCAAACCAUCAUCCCUCCAACUGUUACUGCUCUAAGACAUUUACAGAGCAGAUCAGCAGCUGGUGUAAGCUGGACCAAUGCCAGUUUACACUACUUGAGAUCUGGCUUUUAGUAUUUUCAGGUUUUGUGCUGCAUGCAUCUGUAAUGUGCAUUUAUCAGUUGCCAAGGUCAAGGGCUUGGUGUGACAACUCGUUUGGCAGAAGCUGAGACUUCUAUUUCUUAACUGCCAGUGGAAAGUAAAAGGCACAGGAAUGUUACUUAUGUACUUUCUGAAUUUCAAGAUUUGGAAUGAGACGUAAAACUUGCAAUUAAGUCUUCAGUCAUUCUAUAACAAUCAUUAUUUCUUGCAGCUCACAAAAUCCAGCUUGGGUUUUGCUCAGCUCUGCUAAUUCUAAAGCCCUUUUUAGAUGCUGCUCCAUACCUCCCCACACUCUCGUACUUCAGAUGUGGUCACAGCUGUCUCCUGGUGCCUGAGCAGACGGUACCACUUGGCAUUGUUACGGGUUCAUUUCCUCUACCUCCCCUGCUUCAAUUUUGUUGUGUUGGCAUUGCUGCAUCCCAGUAGUCCACCUAUUCAUUCAGCAUAAAUGAAUUUAUUCAUAUGUUAAAUUAUUCAAAUGCAUAGAAGAUUUAGUCAGCAAACUGCUCUGAGGGCUGAUGGAAGGACUGGGUCUUCAGGGGAAAUGCAAAAGCCUUCUGCUUUCACAAUUCUGGCACCCUUAAGAGGAGGACAUUUAAAGGACCAUUUCUGGGGGAUUUAAUGAUAGGGUCUCAGGGUACAUCUUUGUAAUGUGAGUCACCUUAACAAUGAUUUCAUCUUACAGUGAUCCAACACAUUGCAUAGAAGUAGUGCAAAAGGAACAAUUGGACCCCAUGGCCAGGGUUGGAGAGAGUAGAAAAAAUCCCUUUCAGUGUUAACCUGCUCUUGUGUUGAAUUAAAAGUACUUCUGCACUCUUGUUUGAGUUAAGCAUACUUCCAAUCAUACUGCAAAUCCUCAGUGGCAGUGUGUUUUGCCUUCUUUCUUGCAUGGAGAUUUCUCUUUGUUUCUUGUUGU
Messenger RNA from Melopsittacus undulatus (budgerigar), 1784 nucleotides. It is a transcript of the gene S100Z, whose product is annotated as S100 calcium binding protein Z. The coding region runs from base 362 to 661 and encodes 99 amino acids. NCBI's taxonomy places the organism in Eukaryota, Metazoa, Chordata, Aves, Psittaciformes, Psittaculidae. The record is from RefSeq and is a predicted model, not a curated record. Gene Ontology annotation, molecular function: calcium-dependent protein binding; calcium ion binding. The transcript has 4 exons.